Messenger RNA from Sesamum indicum (sesame), 869 nucleotides. The record is from RefSeq and is a predicted model, not a curated record. NCBI's taxonomy places the organism in Eukaryota, Viridiplantae, Streptophyta, Magnoliopsida, Lamiales, Pedaliaceae.
GUAAACAACGCCAACACAGCGUGGAUUGAUUUAUCUUUCCAAGUUUGAUAAGUAAGGCCGAAAGCCCAUUGGGCUUUGCUGUGUUAUACCCAAUUUGAGGAAAAAUUAGAAAAGUUUUUAGUAUAAAAAGAUUGGUCAUUUGCAACUAUAUCAAAUGGUAAAAAUAAUUCAAGAAUGUUUAAGUGGGACUACACUGCAUUGUCAUUAGCCUAUAAUAGCACUUACUCAUGUUGAAAAUUUCAAUUAUAGUCACACCAUCAGCUUCUAAUCUGAUAGCUCAAUUGUAAUAAAAUUUGUUUAUGCAUCUGAGUAGUGAGCAUGAGCAGCAGUUGGAGUUUUGUCCGAGUAGUUUCCUAACACAAGAAUGAUCUUUCUACCACAACCAAGAAAAUACUUGAGAAAAAACAGAAAACUUUUAAGAUAAAAAGGUUAAAGCACCAAUCGUUUUUCAAUAUUCCUCUAACUUUUAUGGGAUUCUCAUUACUCUCCCUAUGGAGGGAGGAAUUUGAAGCCCCUUUUUUAUCUUCUCUCCUUUCCUCAUUUCUUCUUCCCUCUAUUGUUGCAAGAACCAACCAAGUAUCUCAAACAGGAAAUAUAAGGUAACAAGAAUGAAUGAUUUUGCUCCUCUGAUGAUCGCCACCGCACUUUUUGCAUUCUUGUCCCCUGGAUUAGUGUUGCAGCUUCCAGGAAAGACAAAGGCAGUGGAGUUUCUUAACAUGAAGACAAGUGUGCCUGCCGUGGUGUUUCAUACUGUUAUUUAUGGUUUGCUUCUUGUGCUCUUCCUCAUCGUGCUCAAUGUACAUGUAUAUGUGUAGGAUCCAAAAAAUUGAGCCUGCUUCGUGUGAAAGAUGCAUGCAAUUUUUCUCCAA